AAUUACGGAGCGUUACCAAUAAUUAAAACCCGCGCCCAUCGCACCAAAACGCUCUCAAGGUUCAAAAACAAAAGUUGAAUCCUUUUUUUCUGGUUUUUUCUUCGCGUCGUAUCGUAAGUAAGAGGAGAAGAAAGAUCCAUCUCUCUUGGAAUCUAGAGACUUUCUCGAUUCUUGAGUCACAUCUUCGCUAUCAGACACUGAGGGAUCAAAAAUGGGGAGAAACCUGGGUUCAGCAUUUAGACAAGAGUUGGCUAAUCUCGACAAAGAUCCAGAUACUUACAAGACUGCAAUGAGCAACUUGAGAACCAUUGUGAAAGACUUGGAUUCAAAAGUGAUACAUGCGUUUCUCACUCAAGUCUCUGAAACAAAAGAGAUCGGUUCUGACUCUGGCGGUGGCUACACGGUCUCUCUCUUUGAAGACCUCGCACGUGCUCACGGAGUCAAAAUCUCUCCCCACGUGGAAACGAUCAUGCCGGUUAUUGUAAGGACGUUGAGCUCUUGUGGAGGUUCCUUAAGUGUCCAACAGGCUUGCUCAAAAGCUGUAGCUGCUAUUGCUAGAUACGGGAUCGAUCCUGCAACGGCGGAAGAUAAGAAAAGAAACGUGAUCCAUUCUCUCUGCAAACCGCUCUCUGACUCUCUUAUAGACUCACACCAUCAGCAGCAUCUCGCUUUGGGGGCUGCUCUCUGCUUGAAGUCGCUUGUUGACUGCGACAGCUGGCGUUACGCUUUUAAUGAGAUGGUUAACAGCGUUUGUCAGAGCUUAGCCGUUGCUCUCGAAGCCACUUCGAGCGAAGCCGAGUCUCAUCUGGCGCUUGUGAUAGCUCUCGCUAAGCGCAAUGCCUUUAUUGUGGAGGCGUACGCGAGGCUUUUGGUGAAGUCGGGGCUGAGGAUUCUGGAGUUGGGUGCUGUGGAGGGUGAUGCUCAGAAACGGGUUUUGGCUGUGCAGAUGCUCAACUUUUUGAUGAAGUAUCUGAAUCCCAAGAGUAUAUCUUCUGAGGUGGAGCUUGUGUUGCAAGAGUUAGGGAAACACGUGGAUGAUGAGAUGUAUUUCGUUAGAAGGGCUGUUCAUGAGACGUUGAGUACAGCGGAGAGAUUGAUAAAAGAGGCUGAUCCAUCAGUGAAGUCUACACCAAGUCUGAGAAAUGGUGUGUCAGGCUCUCCUUUGGUGACUUAUGGUGUUGAAGAUGAUGGUAACAUGGAGUUUAACGAAUCAGUUUGCUCUAGGACCAGUCGACCAAGAAGUUCAAGACGAAACAGGAAGAAGAAGAGGCGGUCAGAACGUAGCAGGCACGGUUUCACGCAAGAUUCAUUCACUGUACUGCUGGAGAACAGAGAGCAGCUGCGUCAGUACAGCGAGAGCUCAUCAUCAUCAUCACCGAUACAUGAGAGAUCUGGUACUACUACUCCAACAGAAGACAUCUGCGAGAAACCAAAGUCAGAGGCUAGAGUUGGGACUGAAGAGAUUGUAACAGAGUUAACAAGACGGGACAGGAGCAAGAAGAAGAGUGUGAUGAGAUGGGGUUUGAGUUUCUUCUCUGUUGUAGUUGUAGGGUUUGCUUCAUUCAUGUGGGUGCAUCUGCGAGAUGAUAUUAUGAUGAUGCCUCCUCAUCUUGUUCCUACAUGAAGCGUACCUAAGUGAUGGGACCUAGA
Molecule: messenger RNA, 1650 nt
Organism: Raphanus sativus (radish)
Lineage: Eukaryota; Viridiplantae; Streptophyta; Magnoliopsida; Brassicales; Brassicaceae
Product: protein SINE2-like
Exons: 2
Coding region: 212-1624 (470 amino acids)
Cellular component (GO): microtubule
Molecular function (GO): microtubule binding
Source: RefSeq, a predicted model, not a curated record